This is a messenger RNA of Epithele typhae, 1671 nucleotides long. RefSeq names its product alcohol oxidase-like protein. Gene Ontology annotation, molecular function: oxidoreductase activity, acting on CH-OH group of donors; flavin adenine dinucleotide binding. The transcript has 16 exons. The coding region runs from base 1 to 1671 and encodes 556 amino acids. The record is from RefSeq and is a predicted model, not a curated record. NCBI's taxonomy places the organism in Eukaryota, Fungi, Basidiomycota, Agaricomycetes, Polyporales, Epitheliaceae.
AUGCCAGCCCCCCAAACUUACGACGUGAUCAUCGCUGGAGGCGGAACUGCUGGAUGCAUCGUCGCCGGUCGUUUGGCAGAUGCAGACCCGUCUUUGACCAUCCUAGUGGUUGAGGCAGGUCCCCCCACUCGCAAUGACGUUCUCCACCUCCAACCGUGCAGAUACUUGCACCACCUCCGCCCGGAGAGCACGACCGUCAGGUUCCACACCAGUGCAAAAAGCGACGCCUUGGGUGGUCGCGAGAUGGUCUUCCCGUGCGGACAGUGCAUCGGCGGCGGCUCAAGCGUCAACUUCGCGAUGUACACUCGUGCUGCUGCUGCAGAUUACGACGAGUGGGCCAAAGUACAUGGCAACAGCGGCUGGAGCGCCGCAGAGCUUCUUCCCUUUCUCCGGAAGUGCGAGUCAUACGAGCUCGAAGCAGGCAAAGAGACCCAUGGGUACUCCGGGCCGCUGAAGGUUUCUUCCGGAGGGUUCUAUACCGAGGUCGGGAAGGAGUUCCUCGACGUCGCUGCGGAAUACGACAAGACGCGCGGGCGACUGACGACGUCAACGGGCUCUAUGAAUGCGACAAGUACGGGAGAUGGCAGAAGUCAAUGGAUCAGCGCCGAAACUGGAAAGCGCUCUGACAUCCCUCACCACUACAUCUACAACGCGGAGCAUCCCAACAUCACCUUGCUCGAUGGAUUCCACGUCAAGCGCGUAAUUUUCGAGGGGACCAAAGCAGUCACUACCGCCCGUGCGAAGCGUCUCGUGGUCGUCUCAGCAGGCGCUUUCGGAUCUCCUGGGAUUCUCGAGCGGUCGGGCGUCGGCCAGAAGGCUGUCCUCGACCGAGUUGGCGUUGCGCAGGUGGUCGAUCUCCCGGGGUUGGGGGAGCAGUACCAAGAUCACCAGGUCAUUUUCGUACCGUACGUCGCGGCCCCGGAGAUCCACACCCUUGACGGGGUUGUGACUGGGGACAAACUGGAGAACGACAAGUGGAACAAGGAAUGGGAAGAACAUGGCACUGGGCUCAUCGCGCACAAUGGCAUCGACUCGGGAGUAAAGUUGCGGCCGACGGAGAAGGAUCUGGCUGCAAUUGGCCCCGCCUUCCGCGAGCGUUGGGAAAGCUACUACGCCGCCUCCCCCGGGAAGCCGGUCAUCUGGUUCGGUAAUGCUGCGCUGCAAGUCCACUCCACCUACGAGCUAUACCUGGGCGACAUGAGCAAGUACAAAGGCGGCAAGAACUUCUGCAUCGUGUGGUACCUCCAGCACCCCGUCUCCCUCGGCAGGCUGCACAUCACCUCCGCGUCCGACCCCAGCGCCCCGCUGGACUUCUACGGCGGCUUCCUCGACGAGUGCCCCCGCGGACGUCGCGCUCCACACGUGGGCUACAAGCUCUCACGCGAGUUCGCGCGCCGGAUGCCGUCCUACCGCGGCGAGCUCGUCGGCGCGCACCCCACCGCGGAUGACGACGAGGCGGUGGAGGACUGGGUGCGCGCGACGGUGAUGUCCGCUUGGCACUCGAUGGGGACGUGCGCGAUGAAGCCGCGCGGAAAGGGGGGUCGUGGACUCGCGGUGAAUGUGUACGGGACGGAGGGGCUGAAGGUGGUGGACAUGUCGAUCUGCCCGAGCAACGUCGCCGCGAACACUUACUCGACUGCAAUCGUCAUCGGGAGAAAGCGGCGGCGAUGA